GGAGAGCCUCAUGGUUUGACACAGUAAAAGUUCAGUCUGAUCUGCAGGCUUCCAGGUAAACAUUUGAAUUUAAGAACAAUCCAAGAUAGUUCUAGGUUUACUGCCUAAGGAACUUAGAAAAGCAAUGAAGCUUUCCCUUUAAAUUAGUCAAAGGUAUCUAAAAAAACAGCAACAAGUCCUUGUAUCUCUAGAGCUUUUUAAGUUAUCUGUUUGCCUGUUGUUUUGUGAAUAUCAUGCAUCAGGUUCACUCAGAUAGUUUAUCAAAGAAUACUUGCCCUGUUUUGAGGAUUUGAGGUCUUUGUUUUGCUACAUAGCUCACAGCUGUUUUCACUGAUUUGUUCCCUUCCAUCAGUUCUGUGGAACCUCCUUGAUUAAUAUGGUCUUUAAUAGUGGAUAGAAAUUGUUUUCUCUAUAUGAAUAUGUUAUAGCAUGAACGUGUGUAUGUAAUGUAUGCUAUGAAUGGUCUUCUUGCAUUUCUAGGGCACUCGAACUCAUACAAAUCAAGCAUUAUGGUUUAUUCAGCAUUAAAUAUUAAGUUAUCAUUUUGAUUUUUGUCAACCAUCAUUAUGGCAAUUCAAACUCACUCGAAUGCUACAUGUUGUAGAAAUUAGUUUAGAAAAACGGAACUUUAUGAAACCACCAGCAGUGUAGUUUGAAGCAGCUGACUGACAAAUUCCUGUUGUAAUUUUCAAUGGUAAGUAUAGACUUAACGUUUGCCCUUCAAUUGAGCUAGGCAAAGGUUUUUUGAUAAGUGAAUGUUAAUCAGCCAUUGUCCUGAACUUUUUAAUUCUUAGCUGGGAAGACCAGUAAGAACUGAUGGAAGGAGAAGUAAUUGUGGGGGAGAUAAACAUUAUAAUGAAACUGUAUUAGAAAGCAGAUACUAUACAUCUUAAAAUACACGUGAUGGAAUAGAAAUCAAACUGAAGUCUGUGAUCCUCCUCUAUUCAAAUAAAUCUUCUGGUUCAAAGCUGGUACAAAACAUUCAGGUUCCUAACAUAUUUCUUGAGGGCUUCUUGUUAGCACCGUGUUCUGUUGCUGAACUUCUGAGAGAGCCUGGAAAUAUUUGGACACUUCGACCUUUAAAAGAGGACAUGUUUUGCUGUUUAUUAUUUGAUGAAAACAAGGAGCAUAGAUCCAGUAUAGGAUUGUACAAGUUCAACACUGUAUUUAUAUGUUGAGAAGUCUGUGUUUUUUGUACAGGUGUAGUCACUGGGAGUUUGAAGGUUUUCACUGUUAGAAGAGAAUCAUCACAAGAUGAUUCAACAGAAGGAAAAGUACUUGUUUUGGUUGCUCUUUAGUGCAGGGCUGCCUCACUGCUGUUGUGGCGAUGAGCACAACUGUUCAAAGCUCCUCUAUCCCAUAGCUGGGGUGUUGGGUGUAGAACAGGGAGAAAUGUAGCCUGGUUUUGUUGGAGAACGUGUUCUGACAUGAGUGUUGAGGCAAAGUUGAAGACAGAACUCAGGUCAACUGGGCCACAAUCCUGGCUGCUUUGAACUGUGUGUUUAAUUCUGUAGAAGCCAAGAGGUCUGCUGUUAGAGACUUGGCGGAGGGUGAGGGAAAAUCCCAUGAAGUAUUCUAGUAUCUAGUACAACUUACAUUUACUAUCACUUCUGGUGCUGUAUCUGUAAAGGCAUAUUGUCCUGCUGGUGGGCCUGAUCUCUGGAAUGUCUGACUGUGGUGAAAUGGAGAGAUACUACUAUCUGACUUUUACAAAGUGGGUCUGGGCAGCCUGGUCUAGUUGGUGACCCUGCACAUAGCAGGGGAAUUGAAGCUAGAUUAUCAUUAUGGUCCUUUUCAACACCCCAUUCUAUGAUUCUGUAAUUCAGAGUUGACUCUUUUUGUACCUUAUGACUUCUUUUGAUUAACAUCUCUCUCUGUCUAUAACUUUGCAGGCCUUGAGGAGCCUAGUGCAGAAAUGCUUGAUGUUGAGCAGUAAUCACUUUCCUCUUUUGGCCUUUGAACUAAGUGUGACAGUACUUGCUAUCUAAAAUAAUGCAGAGUAAGAACUGUGCAAGAGAGUGAGUGACAGAACAACUCAUAGGGCUUCAGACAGAAGGGUUAUGAGACUGUACAGGCCACUGGACAGAAAAAGUCUAUCUUGAAAAUAGAUAUCCAUGUUGAUCAUGUUAGACUUUGCCCAUUAUAUCUUUCUAGAUGCUUGAAAAUAAUUACAUUAUGAACUCCUCAAGCAGUUAAAGCUUGGAAGGGAUAUUAGAUGAUCUAAAGGUCACAGCACUUCAGCACUAACUGGUAUCUACCUUACUUCAAUAUAGGUUUAAGCCUUUCCAUCAUCUUCUCCAUCAUCUUUGUUAUUAAAGUAGACACCCCAACUUGCAGCAUCCUACUUUUGUUCUUAACAAUGCCUUGUAAAAACUCUUUUUGCUUUGCCAUGCUCUUUCUGCAUUAAGCAGCACUUGUUAUUGUAACACACUAUUAAUUCAUGUUGCAUUUUUUGUUUAAUGGGACUCCUAAAUACAUUGUCAUGUUGCUGCUUGCGGGAGGUAUGUCUCCUGUGGAUAAAAGUUUCAAUCUCUGUUUAUAGUGAAGUUUUUCAUUUGGAUGUGUUAAUUUUGGCUCAGAUGUUCCUCAGAUAUAGUGUGGCCUUCCCUGUGUAGAGAAAUAAUGAGAGCAGAUGCUACAGACUUUGAGCUUUUCUGAGUGGUAACUGGCAUCAGUGAGCUGGAAGUGAACACAGAACGCUGAGUAACAUGAGGCCUAGCUCAGUUCCUCUGGAAGCUCAGUGGAAAUUCCUCUAUUUCAUGCUGCUUUGUCAUGCAUAAUUCUAUCUUGAGCUAUCACUGGUCAGUUUUUAACCUAGUUGUAGUAUAUUGUGGCAUGAAGUCAGAUGUCUUACAGAAGUCUGUGUGUUUAUGUAUGCAUAUAGCUGCUGUAAAACUACUGUAAUUUUAUACAAUGACCUUAAAUUUUAUCACCAAAUUUUAAAAUAACAUCCUAUUUCAGCUUUAUGUUUAUAAGAACUACUGUAGUCUCCUUAGCUGAGCCAGGCUCAGGAAUAUGCGAUCUGUUUUUGGCAGAUAUUUUGAGCCUGUCCUUAAAACUUCCAUUAUUGGAGAUUCUGGAGCCUCCUUUGAUGUAGCCAAGCUGUGAUUUUCUUUUUACUAUUAUUUAUUAUUAAACUGUGCUUUUAUAGCUAGAACUUUCCAGUUUUGGUUGUUUCUACAGCUGGUCAUGUCUAUUUGCUUAUUGGCUCUAAAAGCAACCCCUUACUGACAGAGGGCUCAGUUUUCCUGUGGCAUUUAAUGGUUUAUCACGUCAACAGAAGCCUUCUUCCAAGACUAAAAUCUCUGUGAAUGUGUGGAAGGAGGAAAGAAGCCGUUUGAAUCAUUUUAUAAGUGAGUAUGUAGAGAAGGGAAUGCCAAUUUAUAUGAAAAGGAGAGCAUGACUACUACUUUCCCUUGAGGUUGGCAUUAUUACAUCAGGUUCUGUUUGUGCCAUAGUGCCAGAAGUCCAAAUGGAUUAGGGAGUAAGACACAGAACUUCAGACCAGGUAAUGGCUUUGAAGAUGAACACGCUGAACAGCAACAGAGCAAACAUGCUGAAAGAGGUUCAACUUAUGAAUAGACUCUCACAUCCAAACAUCUUAAGGUUUAUGGGUGUCUGUGUGCAUCAAGGACAGCUGCACGCACUUACUGAGUACAUCAACUAUGGUAACCUGGAACAGCUAUUAGACAGUAACCAGCAUCUGUCCUGGACAGUGAGGGUGAAAUUGGCAUAUGACAUCGCUAUGGGAAUCAGUUAUCUUCACUACAAAGGCAUUUUCCAUCGAGACCUUACAUCCAAGAACUGCUUAAUAAAACAUGAUGAGAAUGGAUACUCAGCGAUAGUGGGAGACUUUGGUUUAGCAGAGAAAAUUCCAGAUCACAGUGAGAAGCUACCAGUGGUGGGGUCACCUUUCUGGAUGGCACCAGAAGUUCUCAGAGAUGAACCUUACAAUGAAAAGGCAGAUGUGUUCUCCUAUGGUAUAAUUCUGUGUGAGAUAAUAGCAAGAAUACAGGCAGAUCCAGACUAUCUCCCUCGUACAGAGAAUUUUGGAUUAGAUUAUGAUGCCUUCCAGCACAUGGUGGGAGACUGUCCCCCUGACUUCCUCCAGCUGGCUUUCAACUGCUGUAAUAUGGAUCCAAAGUUGCGUCCUUCAUUUGCUGAUAUUGUCAAAACACUGGAGGAGACUUUAAACCGCCUGAGAAACGAGGACUCUGAGAGAGACAGAAAGUUUUUGAAUCUUGACAACAAUGAAAGAAAACCUAAAGGGUCAAUUGAAAAAGGACCAGGAGUAAAACGUUUGAGUUCCCUGGACGAUAAGAUUCCACCCAAGUCACCCCGUCCACGUCGGAAUAUCUGGUUGUCACGUAGCCAAUCGGAUAUCUUCUCCCGCAAGCCUUCCAGGAAGAUAAAUGUGCAGGACCCCUACUACACACCAAACAAAGGAUUAGGCCGGAAAGUUAAUCCCUUCAGUGCCCGGGAGGACCUCAAGGGUGGAAAGAUAAAAUUCUUUGACAUGCCAAGCAAGUCUGUGAUCUCUCUUGUGUUUGACUUGCAUUCUCCAGAGGCGGGUGGUUGCCUGAAAGCCAGCCAGUCCCAGUUCCGGCAGGCAUAUAGCACAGACUGGCAGGAAUUUUCCCUCCUUCCUGGGAGGAGAUGCAGAUCACUUCCAGUCUCUCCCGAAUUGGCACACAAAGAAUAUGGCCUGUUUAGUGGACUGUCUUCAACCAUCAGUAGAUGUGAUCCAACCCAGCUAAGUGCAGAGGUUCGGCAAAAGCUCCUGAGUAGCAGUAAAUAUGGUGUAUCAGAGAUUCCCCCCUUUCAAGCCAAGCAUCACAGGCCAGAAUUUCUUUCUGUACCAGGACAAGAGGAGGAUAUGGACUGUUCGGAUGGGCCAGUGUCCCAGGAGGAAAAUGGAUUUUACUCUGAGAACACAUGUGAAGAUCCAGCAUGUAAUCAACCAUUAGUGCUGGCCCAGUCUGAGCCAUUAUCUUACAAAGGGCUCCCAGUUGAGAAUUCAUUGAACUCUGAGGAACACUCCUCACAGGUGUUUGCUGGUUGUCUCCCUUCUGAAGAGAUGGAGGUGGAAGACAACCUGCUGAAAAAUACACUGCUGGAGUCUACAAAGCCUCUGUUCAGUGUUUGUCCUUCCACGGAGCUGAGGACAGAUGCACGGCCAUUCAGGGAGCACGACGGGGACAGCACUGCCCCAUUGUCUCAGACAUCCUCCAACAUCUCAGCAAGUGGCAGCACGCAGCCAACUUGUGACAUAUGAAGAGAGGUCUCAAACAGAGCAUGUCCUUGAGGGAACCGUUGUUCCCAGUCACUUAAACUCUGUUCUUCAGUAGCGCUGGGUUUUGUGCUCAAAGGAGACCCAGCAGAUGGUAAAAAUGGGCUGUGGUAGCUGUGGGUACAGCUGUGGACAGCAUCUGAAGAGACUGAUGAUUUUAACUGUAUUUUCCAAGCUAUGCUUAUUUCCUUCCUUGAUUUGCUUUAGGAGGGGAAACUACUCCAGCCAGAAUUUCCAUGUGAGCCCCAUACCUUAUAGAGGUAGUAGCCAGGAGUAGGCACCACACAAACUGUUUGACCUGGAUUCCAGCAUGGAGCAUUUUGAGGCCUUAAGUUCCAGGUUGAGUGGGAAGAGCAACCCGUAGGUUUUCCCUCUUCCUCUGACUGACCAGCUGCUCUGAACUACUGCAGAUUUUGCAUUAGCAUUCUGCAAGCAGUACAUGUGAAUCAGAGCCUCUGUUCCAGAAAUGGGCACAGAUCUUUCAGAGCUGCAUUAAGCAGAUAGCAGUGCUUUCUUGUCCCAGAGCUGCUGUGGAUGCUGUUGCAGCAUUAAACAAGCUCUUCUUUCAAAAGCAGGAGAAACAAAACCCCUCAUGUUGGUUGCAGUCUGCAGGCGGAGUCACAUAAUAAGUACCUUCCAGUUAACAAGAGGAAUCUGUUCCCUGGUGUUUCAUUUUGCCCUGGGAUUUGUUAGUGAAGUGUAAUGCGUUAGUGUGGGGAAGCAGGACGCAGUGAGCACCACUUUCUUUCUUGCACAGCUCUUAAUGUAUCUUGACCCAGAUGUGGAGGAAGAUUUGCCCAGGGAGCAAGAAGGGAGCCAGAUUCCAGACACUGUCAUUUCUGGGCUUUUUGAGAACCUGCCAGUGGAAGUACCAGUUGUACUGAGCUUUUGGGCUCUCCUCUUUUAAAACACCAUAAUCUAUUUCCGCAGAAUAGCUAAAUACAGUUUCUAGAUGGACAGCUAUCGCUAUGACAGGAGGGUCACAUUCAGAUCCCUCUCUAGUAGGACAUCCAUCUCAUUGGUGCCACUGCACUAAUGAUGGUAGCAAUGACUUUUUCAAGAGCAGACUGCUUGAUGGGGGAUAGGAAUCCCCUGCUCCAGAGAAGCCACCAGCAGUGUUGCAGCCACAUGAGAGCUUUUGCAGGAGGAUAGAUAGUAGACUCACAGAUGGGCUUUUGAGUUGUCCAACUGAAGAAAAGUAACUUGUCCUCUUUUUUUUUUUUUUUUUUUAAAUUCUAUAGAAAGAAGCUGUUAUCUUCUUUGGUUUCUCCUGUCACUGAAUAGGAUUAUCUUUUUUUUUUUUUUAAUGUUUUUCUUCACUCUACCAACAGAUAGAUGUAAAAGAAGCAGCAGCGUCUCCUUUAAAGCUGCUUGCUGGAACCAACAUCAGAGAUCCCCACUCUGGGAUGUGAUGUAGAACAAAGAUCCCCUGUGGUGAUGUUUGUGCAACAUCCUGCCCUUUCUGCUAUCAUUGUACACAGUUAUGUGGGUUUUUUGUUUUGGUUUGCUUUUGUAUUUUUAACCUAUAUUAUCAUUCCUAACUGAGGUAUGCAUUGUGUGCUCACUGAGCAGGCGAUGCAGUAGCUAUGGGGGAUUUGGAGUCCAGGAUUUCAUCCAGGUAGUCUAUUAUUUUUGCUCUUGUGCAAGGAUGGAAAAUGUAAGCUGGUACUCCCUGAUGAAAAAAAGGCUUUUCUUACUUUUCUCCCAUCCCAAGGAAAAGAUGAAGGAGAAAGCCUAAGUUUUUCUGUUUGUUUGUUUUCUUGGCUGAGUUGCUCAGCUUUUCAGAGGUGUAGGUCACUAUUCUGCUUUAACUGUGACUUUAUCUUGUGAAACAUGUUUCAGCCCAAGCAGCAGUUAUCUCUUUGCAAUGGCUGCAAAUAAUUAAAUGAGAAACACAGUAUCCUUGAGUUACUUAGCACAGUCCAUGCUGUGUUACGCAGCUAUUAGUUUGAAAAAGAAAAGGCCCAUCCUGACCAAGAUUGCCCAUUUUGGCCCACACCUCUGCCCGUCAAAGGUGCUGAUCUGUAGAGUAGCUUGUGUUGUGUGUCCUGUCUGCAGUGAUGGUGUCUGCAGAGUGCUGAGCAGCUGGAAGGGCUGGCACUGUAUUGUGUCAUUUCCUUUGAGGACAGGGAACCAGUCAACAGAACUCAACUGCCUGCCUGUCUGCUGCCUGCUUUUUUUUCCCCCUCAUAUAUAUAUAUAUAUAUUUUCUUUUAUCCAACUAUAAUCUGUCAGGAGGGAAAUCAUCAGCACCAGCUUCUGUUGUCACAAGACGCAUUUAGGUGUGUGACUUCAGACAAACAAGCAAUAAUAAGGAAUAGUUUACUUUGGAUCACCAGGCUGCAAGGAAGCUGUCCCACAGCCUACAGCUGCACACAGCCUUAGCAGCAUAGGUGUGUGCCUCUGGCUGCUCUGCGUGGCUUUUGUUACCCUGCUUGUCAGCACUGACACCUCAUUGCGAAGCCUGUAGCCCUCUCUGACAGACUGCAAAAUCUGUGUAGUCAGGCAUGGGAUAUCUCUAAAAACCCAUCACAGUGACCUCGAGUGUUCUCUUACACCACUGGCUCUUAAAUGUUUCCCUACCCUCAGUGGCUUUUACAAAGCAGCAUGGUUAAAAUUUUAUUUUCUUAAAUGUCUACUCUGAGCACAGCCAGCUGACAUGCGCAGGGCACAUCUAUCAACUUUUCUAGCUCUUUGUUCUGAGAUGGAGAUGUCAGAUGGGAAGAGAAGUACCAAGGAAUAACAACUCAGGCCUUUCCUGCAUUCUUGGUCCACGUGGGGAAAAAAGGUGAUGUGCAGAUGAACUGGAGUAAAAGACUGUCUUAAAAUAGCAAAGUGCUUGCUAAAACCCAGCAUUUCCAAGGGUUUGGAUGCAGUUGGCACUCACUGUCUUAUCCCUUCGGUUGUGCAAAGCUGAAUCUAGGUUGCACCUAGCAAAUACUCCUAGGUUUUCUGCCCAUCUGAGGGUGCUUUUCUACUGGGGGCCAUUUUCUGACAGCUACUGAUGAACAUGAAUCUGAAUAUGCAGUCAGCAAACUCCUUGUUUUAUAGUGAUGUGACAACGUUUUUUCUUGUGAUUGGAUUUUAUCAUGGUUUUUGACUUUCUUAGAGGAGCAAUUGCUCUUUUAAAAGACUUUCUACACGUUGCUAGGUUCCCUAAAGAGAUCAAAGAUGUUUUUAAUUCACUUUAAAUCUUUCUAUGUUGAGUUCAUUUAAAUGUCUGUUAUAAGCUAUUUUUGUUGUGGUUGCAGGUUGAUAAAAUGCAACUUAGAGAAUGCAUGUGAAUUGCUGCCCCUCAAAAGCAGUGCAGACAAGGGGCUUUAGUAAACUUACACUUGCUGGAAAAGCAUCAAUGUAUUGUGUAACAGAACAUUGGUAUUUUUUGCCAGUGCAACUAAAGACACUUGAAUAAUUCCUGUUUGCACUUAAUGCUAUUGUUUAUAUUGCAUGUCACUACAUUUCUAUGCAAAACAAAUAACCUUUUUUCGGGAGGAGGGGCAGCCAGGUAUUUGAUUAAGUAAGUAUAAAGAUCUUUGCAAGAUGAUCUAUUUUCAUAUUUAUGAAGGAGUUUUACGUCUUAAUAUUUUGCAGACUGUAAAUAGCUCAACUUGUAAUUAAAGGUUUAGGAAGAAGUUUGUAGCCUGUGUAUAAUAGUAAGUUAACACUGCCAGAAAAGAAAAAUCUUUGCAAAACAAUUUUUCUAAUAUUGUGGAUAUUUAUGAAUAUGUAAAGAAAGCACGUCUCGUUUUUAUGUUGAUUGACCUUUGGACUUUUUGGAGCUGUAGAAAUGGUGUAUGUUUUAUUGGAACUGCAAUAAGAAGUAACCAAAGAUGAAUCCAGUUAAAUAUUUUCAUAAUUUUUUCUUGGUCAGGUUUUGUAAACUUUCCCAACUUGCUUUCAAAAUAAAAUUAAAAUCAAG
Molecule: messenger RNA, 9209 nt
Organism: Gallus gallus (chicken)
Lineage: Eukaryota; Metazoa; Chordata; Aves; Galliformes; Phasianidae
Gene: TESK2
Product: testis associated actin remodelling kinase 2
Exons: 10
Coding region: 3512-5275 (587 amino acids)
Biological process (GO): actin cytoskeleton organization; protein phosphorylation
Cellular component (GO): nucleus; cytoplasm
Molecular function (GO): ATP binding; protein serine/threonine kinase activity
Source: RefSeq, a predicted model, not a curated record